Messenger RNA from Castor canadensis (American beaver), 1695 nucleotides. NCBI's taxonomy places the organism in Eukaryota, Metazoa, Chordata, Mammalia, Rodentia, Castoridae. The record is from RefSeq and is a predicted model, not a curated record.
AUCUCUGAAGGACACAAAUCAGAGCACACCAUGCCUCCUAAUAAAGAGGCCAGCAGUCUUAACAGCUCAGCAGCAGGGCUCAUCUGCCUGCCUCCAAUCUCUGAGGAGCUACAGCUUGUGUGGACCCAAGCAGCCCAGACCAGCGAGCUGGAUGGCAAUGAACACCUGCUACAAACCUUUAGCUACUUUCCCUAUCCUAGCCUAGCAGAUAUUGCCCUUCUCUGUCUACGUUAUGGGCUGCAGAUGGAGAAAGUCAAGACUUGGUUUAUGGCCCAGCGCCUCCGCUGUGGCAUUAGCUGGUCAUCUGAAGAAAUAGAAGAGACUCGAGCUCGGGUGGUCUACCAUCGGGACCAACUCCAUUUCAAAUCACUUCUCUCUUUUACUCAUCAUGCAGGGCGACCCCCAGAGGAGGUGGCCCCAUCUCCAUUGCCACCACCAGGACAAGUUGGUCUUGGAAUAGGUCCUUUGACUCUCAGUGAACCCACCCAGAUAAAAGGAUUGAAGGUAGAGCCUGAGGAGUCCUCUCAGAUACCACCUCUGCCACUCAGUCUCCGGAAAGCAAAGGAGCCCCCGAUGACACCUGGCAGUGGAGUGUCCCCACACCAAUCUCUUCACAACAGUGGCCUCUCUAAGGAGCAGACAGGCAGGGGUCAUGACCAGUCACAUGGCGUAAAUACUGCUUCCUGGAACCACUCCACAGCUGUCAACCAGCCACAUGCUCAGAACAAGCCCCCACGAAUCUCAUUACCUGUCAGUAGUUGUAAGGAGGAGUCAGCAUCUAGUAUGACUCCUUCUUCUUCCGCUACCUCCUCUUCUUUCCAGGUACUAGCUAAUGGAGCUACUGCCACCUCUAAACUUCAGCCACUGGGCUGCAUCCCACAGUCGCUCUCACCCAGUGAACAGGCAUUACCCCCACAUCUGGAGCCAGCCUGGCCCAAAGGGCUACGGCAUAAUUCAGUAUCAGGUAGAGUUGGCUCCACAGAAUACCUAUCCCCAGAUAUGCAACGCCAGCGAAAGACUAAGCGCAAAACCAAAGAACAGCUGGCUAUCCUCAAAUCCUUUUUUCUACAGUGCCAAUGGGCACGACGAGAAGAUUACCAUAAAUUGGAACAGAUCACUGGUUUACCUCGGCCUGAAAUCAUUCAGUGGUUUGGUGACACACGCUAUGCCUUAAAGCAUGGGCAACUAAAAUGGUUUCGGGACAAUGUAGUACCUGGUGCCCCUAGUUUCCAAGACCCAGCAAUUCCCACACCACCAUCAACACGUUCCUUGAAAGAAUGGGCUGAGACACCACCUCUGCCAACCCCUCCACCCCCACCAGAUAUACGACCCUUGGAGAGGUACUGGGCAGCCCACCAACAGCUACAGGAAGCUGAUAUCCUUAAACUGAGUCAGGCAUCAAGGCUUAGCACACAGCAAGUACUGGACUGGUUUGAUUCUCGACUACCUGAGCCAGCUGAGGUGGUAGUUUGUCUAGAUGAAGAGGAAGAGGAGGAGGAAGAAGAACUGCCAGAAGAUGGUGAGGAAGAAGAAGAAGAGGAAGAAGAAGAUGAUGAGGAGGAUGAUGACGUGAUCAUACAGGACUGAAUGGGGAGGGGGCUAAGGAAAGAAGGGGUCUAUUACUAAAAGGCGAACCAACUUAGUAACUGUUUAAACAAAGAAGUCACAUUUUUAAAAAUGAGCUUGUUGCAAAGA